Diaporthe batatas is the source of this 1143-nucleotide messenger RNA. RefSeq lists its product as uncharacterized. The transcript has a single exon. The record is from RefSeq and is a predicted model, not a curated record. Bases 1 to 1143 code for a protein of 380 amino acids. NCBI's taxonomy places the organism in Eukaryota, Fungi, Ascomycota, Sordariomycetes, Diaporthales, Diaporthaceae.
AUGUCAGCCUCAAACAGAACUCCAGUAGUCUACGCACUCGGGUCCAACGGAUCCGGCCAGCUAGGCAUCGGCCAUGACCAAGACGUCUCCAUCCCGCGGCAGGCCAUCUUCAGCCCAGCAGGAUCCGAGCCCACGUCGCCCAUCGUCCAGGUCGCGGCGGGCGGCAACCACACCCUGCUGCUGACCCAGGACGGCCAGCUCUUGUGCGCCGGCGACGCCUCCACGGGGGCCUGCGGGCCCGCCACCAACACUGGCGAGCAGCAGCAGCAGCACGUGGUACACCCUGUCAGGCUUCCCCUGGCCACAGACGACGGGACGGCACCGGCGCCCGUGAGGCUCAUAGCCGCGACAUGGGAGGCCUCGGUGAUCGUGCAGGCAGACGAGCUCGGCAGGAACACGGCGGUGUCGGCGUUCGGGGUCGGGAUGAAGGGCGAGCUGGGGCAGGGCCAGUUCAUCGUGCGGACACCGGCGAUCUCGCGCAUCAAGGACUUCCCGCCCGCGGGUGCCGAGGUCGUGGACCUGGCCGCAUGCAUGGGUCACGUCGUUGCGGUGCUCAGCAAUGGGGCGGUCUACGGGUGGGGCAACGGGCGGAAGGGACAGCUGGGCACUGCUGUGGAUGGCGUUGCGGACGAGCCGCGGCGGGUUGAGGGCGUGAACUUUAAAGUUUCGCGGGCCGUCUGCGGCAGGGAGUUUACGUGCCUGUUCGGUGCACCCGAGAGCGGUGAAAUCCUUGUGCUGGGUGCGGACAAGGCAGGUGUCAGAUCUGCGGCGCCGGCCACGGCCCUGGACUGGAAGGACGUCGGUGCUAGCUGGGGCGGCAUCUAUAUCCUUCAGCAAGAUGGCUCGCUGGUUAGCUGGGGAAAGGAUGACCAUGGCCAAUUGGCGCCGCCGCAAUUGCCGAGAUUGAGUCAGAUCCGCAUCGGUAGUGAGCACGCUGUUGUCAUGACAGAAGGCGGCGACGUGCUGUCUUGGGGCUGGGGCGAGCAUGGCAACUGCGGUCCUAAGACCGAGAACAACGACGUCAAGGGACGGUGGAACACGAUUGCUUCCAAGAAGUACAUCCCAUCCGGGUCUGAAAUAGUGGGUGUCGGCGCAGGCUGCGCGACAAGCUGGAUAAGCAUCACGAUUCCGAGCCAACCUUGA